UCUUUGAAAAUAAAGGUAAGCCAUACCCGAUGAAAAUGUGAUCCAUUAAGCUUUGUUACAUUUGAGAUAAAGAGGCACCUGCUGGGAUUUCUACUGCAUGUACAAGAUAUGAGAAAGAAUAUGGAAAACUCUAGAAGGGGAAAGUAGAAUCAAAUAAUUGUUGAAUGCGUAUAUUUUGUAAACGAUACUUCUCCCCUUGGCAGGAUCACACGGUGAAAUCAUAAAUUGAUAUGGGUUUUAGCUGACACUAUUAUUUAGUAUUUCUCAAUCCAAUUACAGCGCCCUGUGGUAAUCAAAAUAACAUCAUGUUCCACAGAGUUAUGUGAAAAGACACAUUAAACCCUGAUAUCUGUUGUCUAUGCCUGUAUGUGUAAUGUUUUUCUCCUGUGCUCUACAUUGUGUUCUCUGACAAGGUUUUAUUCUUCAGUCUUCAUCAAGAGUCCUGACCAAUGGCCAUCAUUUAGCCUGAUUUAGUUGGAUGAGCAGCCUCUUUUCUCCACAUUCAAUGAGGCAAUAGCUAAUUAUUGGCCUGAGAAGUGAACCAAGUCAUUGACGUCGCUAAACGCUGACGGACCAAACAUUUCAGUCAAUAACGAGGAGGAUUCAACGGAGAAAGAAUGUCCAACAACAACAAGUCGAAGUUAACUUAUGUCAUAACUGGAGGAUGCGGUUUUCUGGGGCAGCACCUGUUGAGGGUUUUGCUGGAGAAGGAAAAAAAUGUCAAGGAGAUCAGGCUUUUCGACAAAAACGUUUUCCCAAGUCUUCAGAGUGAGAGUACAGAGGAUGUGAAAGUGGUCAUCAUACAGGGAGAUAUAACAAAAUAUGAGGAUGUACGCAAUGCAUUCCUGGGAGCAGACCUGGUUUUCCAUGCCGCAAGUUUGGUUGAUGUGUGGUAUAAAAUUCCAGAGAAGGUCAUCUUUGCUGUCAAUGUACAAGGGACGGAGAAUGCUAUAAAAGCCUGUGUAGAAAUCGGUAUUCAGUAUUUGGUCUACACAAGCUCCAUGGAGGUGGUUGGUCCAAAUGUAAAGGGAGAUGAAUUUGUCAGAGGGAAUGAGGAUACUCCAUAUAAUAUAUUCCAUGAGAUGCCCUACCCUAAAUCCAAAGCUGCAGCUGAGAAAAUUGUGCUGGAAGCCAAUGGCACAAAGGUCGAGGGAGGGAACAUUCUCUACACAUGCUGUCUGCGGCCAACAGGAAUCUAUGGGGAACAGCAUCAGCUGAUGAAGGACUUCUAUCUGAACAGUGUCCGUAAUGGCGGUUGGGUGAUGAGAGGAGUUCCUCCUCAUACGGAGCAUGGACGCGUCUAUGCAGGUAAUGUGGCGUGGAUGCAUUUACUAGCAGCACGUGCUCUGCAGGAACAUCCCAAUCGGCUGGGUGGCGAAUGUUAUUUCUGCUAUGAUGACUCGCCAUACAAGCCCUACGAUGAAUUCAACAUGCAGUUUCUGUCAGCCUUCAACUUUCGCUCGCUUCGCCUGCCAGUGUGGAUGCUGUGGAUCAUAGCAUGGAUGAACGACAUGGUCCGCUGGGUCCUGAAGCCCAUCUACAACUACACACCACUGCUCAACAAAUACACACUGGCUGUGGCCUGCACAUCCUUCACCGUCAGCACAGACAAGGCUUUUCGGCACUUUCAGUACCAGCCGCUCUACAGCUGGCAGCAGUGCCUGUCUCGUACGCAGAGCUGGGUCAACACUUUCCCAUUUGAAACCAGCACUAAAGACAAAUAGCAGGCUUGAUGAGCAUCUGUGCAUAUAUAUUAAAGAGUAGAUUGCUUGAAUGUCUUAGGGCAGUAUUCAUUUUGUGAUCUUUAAAUUAAGCACACGAACAAGAAGCAUCUUAAUCAGUUUACGAUUGGUUUCGAUGAAUCCAGAAAUCAUUUCAGAUGUGUUCUUACCCUCUGGAGGCAUGAUCUGUACAUACAAGCACUUGUUGCACAUCUAAGACUAUUUUAAUAGCGACCUAGCAAUAAAUACAAGCAGUUAGCUAAAGUCUAUAAGCUGAAUGUACUUUAUCAGUUAUAAAGUGUUAUAAUCCACCACGUUUACUACAUUAUACUUGUCUUUUAUUUUUAUUCUUAUUCUUAUUAUUAUUAUUAUUACACAAUGUUCCAAGUUUAUCAUUUACAAACGAUUGUUUUGAUGACCACAAGCUUUUAACUUGUUAAUUGUCUUAAAUAUUUAAUUGUUCAUGAUGUGGAUCAUUUGUGUUUAACAAAUGCAAAACAAAUUAAACUAUUAUAUAUAAGCA
Danio rerio (zebrafish) is the source of this 2244-nucleotide messenger RNA. NCBI's taxonomy places the organism in Eukaryota, Metazoa, Chordata, Actinopteri, Cypriniformes, Danionidae. The record is from RefSeq and is a predicted model, not a curated record.